AGAAGAAGAAGACGUCAGUAUUGUCAUGUAACUGCAGAGACGUCAGAACAUAUUUGGUAACUGUUAGCUAAUCAUAUGACCAUGGUUACUCUAAAGAUAUGAAUAUCUUCUGACAUUAUUUGAUCUUGGUCGCGAUGCGCGUCCCCUGUUUCUUGUCCACCGCUGCCCGGAGCUUCAGCCUGCCGUGCCCCGCCGCCGGACUGCUCUGCUGCCGGCUGCUGGGCCCCAACUCGGUCACAAGAAACAUGUCCUCCACAAGGCAAAUGGACCAUCUAGAGAGAACAGCGAGCAACUACAGACAAAAUGCUCUGUAUCCAGCUCAUGUAUGUGGCAUCAUAAACGAGUCGGAGACCGUGAAACGUUUGAGAAUAGCUGUCCACCCAGACUUCAGCUUCAAAGCAGGACAGUGGGUGGAUUACUUCAUCCCCGGCGUGGAGAAGGUGGGAGGUUUCUCCAUGUGCUCCUGCCCGGGUUUGCUGCAGAGGGAGGGCGUCGUUGAACUGGCCGUCAAAUACACCAAACACCCCCCAGCACACUGGAUCCACAGGGUGUGUACAGUGGGCUCCCAGGUGGCCAUGCGCGUCGGCGGGGACUUCUUCUUCGACCCGUCGCCCUCUGAUCCCUCCGUGGACUUGCUGCUGGUGGCCGGCGGCGUCGGGAUCAACCCCUUGUACUCAAUCCUGUUGCACACCACAGAACUGCUGCAUCGGAACCAAGCCUCUGGUGGGCGGGACUACAACAUAGGCUCUGCACACCUCUGCUACAGCGCCAAGAACACCCAGGAGCUGCUAUUCAAGAGCUCCAUCAUCGCGGCGUGUCAGGAGUUCCCCGACAAGCUCUCCUGUGACCUCCACAUCACGCAACAAAGCACAGAUGUCGACUCGCACCUUCAGCCAUUUAUCAACCGUGGGAGAAUCACAGAGGAAGAGUUGCGAGCUCAUGUGGACCUGCAGAGGACUUUGUGUUUCCUGUGUGGGCCCCCGCCCAUGAUCGAAGCACUUUCAAAGACCCUCAUGGACUUCGGCCUCCCGAAAGACAGAAUCCUCUUUGAGAAGUGGUGGUAGAACCGAGUCCUGCAGGGUUGUCCUCCUGGAUUCUGCUGCUUUUUUUUUGCAGUCUUCGUGUGUGUGUGUGUGUGUGUGUGUGUGUGUGUGUGUGUGUGUGUGUGUGUGUGUGUGUGUGUGUGUGUGUGUGUGUGUGUGUGUGUGUGUGUGUGUGUGUGUGUGUGUGUGUGUGUGUGUGUGUGUGUGUGUGUGUGUGUGUGUGUGUGUGUGUGUGUGUGUGUGUGUGGAAUGGAAACAUUAUGAGUGCUUGAGGACAUUUACCCUGCGAUCUCUGCUACCUCACCCUGUGCCUGAUCCGCGAUAGACCGCCGGGACCACCCACUCUUCAACUAGCGGCUGACUCACAAAGACGAUAGAGAUGAGUUUUAUUUCUUAUGAUCUAAAAAGGAGGAUUGACUAGCAGACUGUAAAGCUUUAGCAAGACAUUUUUCGGCUCACUGCUUUGCUGAAUAUUUCAACAAAUCUCAACUCUGUGUGUGACAGACACAUCGUGACUCAGCUGUUACACUUCUUCAUAUCGCAUCUUAUUUCCAGCCUAUAAUUGCGUGACUGACGUUUAGUCUUACACCCAGAUAUGAACCUAAAGGCACUCAUUUACCUCUGCAAGCUUGUACUGAAGCAAUCAUUUGACAUUAGGAAAUACAUAAUUGCCAUGAGUUGUACAAUCUCAGAACCCAACGGCCAUUGGUCUGACGAGCCUCUGGGGGCCAAUUUACACAAACCAGAACGCUUCCCAUAAUACAGUUGCAUUAAUAUGCAGAUAUCUGUUUAUGGAGAUUGAGUUAGAUGAGCUCGCUCAAUAUGAAGCUACAGUCAGCUAGUUAGCUUAGCAUAAAGACUGCAAACGGCUAGCACAUAACCCCAAACGGAGCUUUAUGCUAAGCUAACCAGCUCUAGCUUCAUAUUGAGCGGGCAGAUAGGUGUACUGAUCUUCCCAUCUAACGCUCGGCAAGGAAUUCCCACAAUGUCAAACUAUUGCUUUAAAGUCCCUUCGGACAUAGAGGAUCACUGCAGUGACUCAUUUACCUCCUAUAAAAACACAUUUUGAUGUGUUCCUAGAAGUGUUAUACUACGUGUAUAUAUAUAACUCUAUUUAUUUGCGGAACUGAAUAUUUUAGUUGUUUGGCGGAUGACUUUGACUGAGCUACGUUGGAGCGAUUUUGUUUUUCCACAUUUUGUUGGUACGCAGACUUCACCCCGAGUGUUUUUAGAGUCAAAACCCCAACAAUGUCCCUGCGUGUUUUACUCACACUGUUACAUGCAUACACUUUUACUCAAUCACGCACAUCCACAUACCCAUAAAGGAUUCUUUAGCGGGGUGGAGUAAGUAUCCCAUGGUGCAUUGUAAUGGAACCCCCAGGUGGUCUCUGAUUGGCUCGGAUCACUGAACAUCUCUUGGAGAUGUCUGCGAGCGUCUUGUCGUCGUCUCUGUGGGGGUUUCGCUGCCGAGACUCAUUUUUCAGUUUGUUUUUUUUUGCUUUUCUUCCUCAAAUGAGGAAAACAGUUUAUGCUGGUAAUAUGAGUCAGAAGAAAUAAAAGGAAAUUGAGUCAA
Molecule: messenger RNA, 2616 nt
Organism: Cottoperca gobio
Lineage: Eukaryota; Metazoa; Chordata; Actinopteri; Perciformes; Bovichtidae
Gene: oxnad1
Product: oxidoreductase NAD-binding domain containing 1
Exons: 8
Coding region: 135-1064 (309 amino acids)
Cellular component (GO): mitochondrion
Molecular function (GO): oxidoreductase activity
Source: RefSeq, a predicted model, not a curated record